AAACAAACUGAUACAAGGUAUUUUAUUUCCGGGGGGUGCGAUUAAAUUCGUGAAAUUGGAGUGAAACGGGGAAAUUUCGAAGCAAGGGGGAAGCUUUGGUCGAUUCGUCACCUCAGUUAUCCUGUUUGAUCGUCGACGCUUCAACUCCGUCUCUUUCUGCUCUCAGAAAAAAGCAGGGAACUUUGAAGCCAGAGCAGCGGAUAUGGGUAACGUGAACGGGAGAGAAGACGGUAGCAAUACCCUGUCCGCGGUUGAAGACGACGACGCUGAGAAUAGCUCGCGUGAAGCCAUGGCUGUUUCCGACGGCACCCAUGUCUCAAUGGGUCACUCCCCUCCUCAUAGCCCCCGAGCUACCCAGUCCCCUCUCAUGUUCGCGCCUCAGGUUCCUGUGCUUCCGCUGCAAAGGCCAGAUGAAAUUCACAUUCCGAAUCCUUCGUGGAUGCAACCGGCCUCUUCUAUCUAUGAAGAGAGCUGCAAUGAGCAAGGGAUCCCCACAAUGAUCACAUGGUGCCAUGGGGGAAAAGAAAUUGCGGUCGAGGGGUCAUGGGACAACUGGAAGACGAGGAUUCACUUGCAGAGAUCAGGGAAAGACUUUACAAUAAUGAAAGUCCUGCCGUCAGGUGUUUACGAGUACAGGUUUAUUGUGGAUGGACAGUGCAGGCAUGCCCCUGAACUGCCAUCUGCCCGUGACGAUGCCGGAAACACUUACAACAUUUUGGACCUGCAGGAGUACGUGCCAGAAGACAUAGAGAGCAUAUCAGGGUUUGAACCACCAGAGUCGCCGGAAUCAAGCUACAAGAACCUGCUGCUCGGAGGAGAGGAUUACGCCAAGGAGCCGCCAGUGGUGCCUCCGCACCUACAGAUGACGGUGCUGAACUUACAAGCGCCACCGCUGCCGAGGCCUCAGCAUGUUAUCCUCAACCAUAUUUAUAUGCAGAAGGGGAGAAGUGGCCCUUCCUCCGUCGUGGCCCUUGCCUCCACCCACCGCUUUCUUUCCAAAUACGUUACUGUCGUUCUCUACAAGUCCCUCCCAAGGUGAGAGGAGGAGAAAGCCCAAGUCAUUUCCUUUUUUAACCGAACCUUUUCACCCCCUUGUUGUUGCUGUUGUUUUUCACGCUCUUUGAUAAUAAGGUUUUGCCCCAUGCUCCAUUUUGCCACUCGUGUCUGUUAUCUCAUUCUUGAUUCUUCUCCUACCCAGGUGGCAGGUGGCAUGAAAUGAUUUAACUUGCAAAAUUCA
Molecule: messenger RNA, 1237 nt
Organism: Tarenaya hassleriana
Lineage: Eukaryota; Viridiplantae; Streptophyta; Magnoliopsida; Brassicales; Cleomaceae
Product: SNF1-related protein kinase regulatory subunit beta-2
Exons: 5
Coding region: 203-1039 (278 amino acids)
Molecular function (GO): protein binding
Source: RefSeq, a predicted model, not a curated record